Acanthopagrus latus (yellowfin seabream) is the source of this 2110-nucleotide messenger RNA. RefSeq names its product drebrin-like a (gene dbnla). NCBI's taxonomy places the organism in Eukaryota, Metazoa, Chordata, Actinopteri, Spariformes, Sparidae. Gene Ontology annotation, cellular component: site of polarized growth; dendrite; postsynaptic density. The record is from RefSeq and is a predicted model, not a curated record. Gene Ontology annotation, biological process: postsynaptic actin cytoskeleton organization; positive regulation of axon extension; regulation of actin filament polymerization. Gene Ontology annotation, molecular function: actin filament binding.
CCUCGCUGUUUGCUUCCUGUCGGCCCGGUUGAGCCGUGAAUGAAGAAACUUGAAGAAAAAUGGCAGUGAAUCUGAGUAAGAAUGGGCCUGAGCUCAUGGCCGCUUACAAAGAAGUGGUGGACGGCAAGUCGGACACGAACUGGGUUCUUUUCACGUAUGAAGGGAACAGUAAUGAUAUCCGUCUGGCAGAGAAGGGAGAUGGCGGGUUGGAGGAGAUGGUGGAGGAGCUCAGCAGUGGGAAGGUGAUGUACGCCUUCUGUCGCGUCCAGGACCCAAACUCAGGUCUGCCCAAAUACGUCCUCAUCAACUGGACAGGUGAGGGAGUGAAGGACUCUCGGAAAGGCAUGUGUGCCAACCACGUGAGCUCGAUGGCCAACUUCUUAAAGGGCGCCCACGUGACCGUGAACGCCCGGGCGGAGGACGACGUGGAACCAGCCGCCAUCUUGGAGAAAGUGUCCAAAGCGUCCGGAGCGAGCUUUCACUUCCACAAACAAACACAGGAGUACAGAGACGCUCCCAGAGGACCCGUGGGCUCUGUGUACCAGAAAACCAACGCUGUGGAGGAAAUUCAACAAACCAACAAGGACGACUUCUGGAGCCAAGCUCAGAGAGACGAGGAGGUUCGUCGACGGGAGGAGAUCAAACGAGCCGAGGAGGAGAGACGAGCGGUGGAGAGGGAGAGGAGGGAGAUGGACGAGAGGCAGGCCAAGGAGAGGGAGAGGAGAGCGAAGGAGAGAGCUCAGCAGAUAGAAGAGGAGAGGUGAGUCCAACAACAGCAGCAGCAACACACACCGCAACACCUGCAGGAGUCUCAGCCAAUCAGCUGCCUCUCUGUGUUUUUAAGGAUCCAACAGAGGCAGAGAGAAGAAGAGGAGAGAGAGAGAGAGCAGCAGCGACAGCAGAAAAAUGAAACCAACCAGACGGGAAUCAGCUUCAGUUCAUCAGGCUCCAGGUAUCGGAAAAUCAACGCUGUGGAGGAAAUUCAACAAACCAACAAGGACGACUUCUGGAGCCAAGCUCAGAGAGACGAGGAGGUUCGUCGACGGGAGGAGAUCAAACGAGCCGAGGAGGAGAGACGAGCGGUGGAGAGGGAGAGGAGGGAGAUGGACGAGAGGCAGGCCAAGGAGAGGGAGAGGAGAGCGAAGGAGAGAGCUCAGCAGAUAGAAGAGGAGAGGAUCCAACAGAGGCAGAGAGAAGAAGAGGAGAGAGAGAGAGAGCAGCAGCGACAGAACCAGCAGGAACAUGAAACCAAGAGGACGGGGAUCAAGUCCGCUGCAUCGGUGCAGAAAGCUAACGAGGCCAAGUCACUGAUUUCUCAGAGAUCGUUUAAUCCCAGAGACGUAUUCAAGCAGCGGGAGCAGAGCAUCGAGGCCAGCGACAGGUCGUCUCCGGCCGCCUCCAGACCAGGGAAGCUGCAGAGCCGCUUCCUGUCUCAGAGGUCCUUUGAGGAGCAGCCUCAGCAUCGUCCAGCUCCAGCCGCCUCCGUCUCCCCCCUGUCUCCUGCCUCACCUGUGCAGUCUCACUCACCUGCUGCUGCUGUCCCCCCGACACCACCCGAGACAUCAGGCUCACCUGUUCAAGCUGCAGACUCUGCUUACACAGAAGAGGAGGAAUGGUCAGACGAGUUUGAUGACGAUGGAGACGAAGCUACAGCAGAAGAACCUCCAGCUGAGGAGGAUCUGUAUGAGGCUGAGCAGCCAGCAGGGAUGGAGGAGGAUCUGUACGAGAACGUUUACCAGGACGGCUUCACAGCUGAAGAUAACUACACAGGGUCCAGUGGACAAGACAUCCGGGCCAGAGCUCUGUACGACUACCAGGCUGCGGACGACACUGAGAUCACCUUUGACCCUGAUGACAUCAUAACAGGGAUCGACAUGCUGGAUGAGGGCUGGUGGAGAGGUACCGGACCUGACGGACACUUCGGGAUGUUCCCCGCCAACUACGUCGAGCUGCUCUGACCGUCAUCACUCAGCUCAUGUUCAGAACCUCUGACAGAACCGACAGAAAUGUUUUAGAGAGCUCAGUACUUCUCUCACAUUGACCUGUGUGACAUCACUGGAUCAACACAUUGUUGUAAAAAUCACAUGAAACAUUAAAGUUUAUCGAUAUC